Messenger RNA from Nematocida ausubeli, 564 nucleotides. RefSeq lists its product as uncharacterized. The record is from RefSeq and is a predicted model, not a curated record. NCBI's taxonomy places the organism in Eukaryota, Fungi, Microsporidia. Bases 1 to 564 code for a protein of 187 amino acids. The transcript has a single exon.
AUGAGAACACAACAAAGUCAACCGAAAAAAAUACUUAAUAGAAAGACGUUAAUUGUGAUCCUUCUGGGGAUUGUUAUAAUUCUAGUAUAUUUAAUCAGAGGUGGAAUCUGGCCUGGUGGUGUAUUCCCAAAAUUCCCUGGACUAAAAAUAUCAAUCAACAACAGCUCAGAGAGCUUGGAGAAAAGGAGCACUGAUGGAAAUCCUUCACAUAGAGAUCUGACCCCCAAUAAUGAGGAAACUACUCCUCGUAUGGAAGAUAGACACUCUGAUCCAGACCAAUCAUUAGCUAGCUUAGAGGAAGAUUCAUUAAAUAAUUCAGACUAUCAGACGAGAAUACUUCCCUCAGCCCCUUUCGAAGAAAGCAUGACUCGCAGCAAUCCCAGCCUGCCAAGCCAGGCACAGCACACGGUGACUGCUGAUUAUCCGCCGCCUGCUUACUCUAGUGUCUGCAGACAGGAAAUUGAAAAUACACACACACAUGCAGGAUAUACGGGUACUGCCGCAGAUGCAGAAUCACCUCCAAGCUAUGAACAGUUAUAUCCCCAUCUAGCAGAAGCAUCUUAG